AUAGUGAAAGGAAGAUCAACAUCAGACCGUCCUUUAAACAAAUUCCUCACAUACUCGUCCCUUUGGACCCCACAUUUUCACAUGCUUUGGAAAUAUAUUCUCAUUUUUAACUAGUGAAAAUGAAUUUUAGUAAGAUUUAUUUAUCUUUGACCAAAAAAAAAGAAAAAAAAGUAAGAUUUAUUUAUCUAAAUUACUCCUCGGUUUGUUUUUUGUUCGUUUGAUAGGAAAAUAUUUUAGAGCCAAGCCAGAUGAAGACCAAGCUGUCGCCUUCGAGUCUCCACAUUCUAUCAAUUAUGCAACAAAUUAAAUGUUUGCUUCAUCUUAAUGCACAACAAAACGCUACUAACUAAAAAAAAAAGGUUAUGACCCGUAGCAAACACGCAAGUUAUUCGGACAACAAACACAUCAUAAUCUCCUCAACGCCUCGAUAUCAUCAUCUACCAUUCUCUAUGUAUACACACAAACAUGUGUCAUGUGGGUGCGCAUAACUUCGUGUAAAUACGUUCUAAAUUUCGUAUACUCAUUUUGUAGUAUCAAAAUUCCCACUCGCCAUAGUCCUCAAUAAACACCCCAACCAAGUUCCAUGAACCCUCGCUCACUCUAUUCAGACUCACCCUUCAUUGUGAAAACACACACAAAAAGGAUCCAAAGAUCAAAGUAAAAUAUAUACCCAUUUAGUUUUCGAAGAUUUUGAGGAGAAUGGUGAUGAAGAAAGCAAGCAAGCUAGCACAAAAGGCAGUGAUCAAGCAAAUCUUGAAGAGAUGCUCGAGCUUGGGGAAGAAACAGAGUAAUGCAUACAGUGAAGACGAAAACGGGCAUCCUCUUGACGUACCUAAAGGCCAUUUUGUCGUCUAUGUUGGAGAGAAUCGGGUCAGGUACGUUGUGCCCAUUUCGUUUUUGACCCGAGCCGAGUUCCAGCUUCUUCUCCAGCAAGCAGAAGAAGAGUUUGGUUUUGAUCACGAAAUGGGUCUCACUAUCCCUUGUGAAGAAGCCGUUUUCCGAUCUCUCACCUCCAUGCUCCGAUAAACAUAAAUUUUGGGGUUUUGCUUCUCCUUUUUCAAUUAUAUAUUUGGGAUGGUUGAUUAGGAUGAGAGAGGGGAAGCUGCUGAGUAAAUGCUUAUAUGUUCUAGCAAACUAAUUUUUGUAUGUUUUGUCUAAUGUAUGGGUUUAGUGUUGUAUUAGAGUGAGACCUAACCCUUAGAUAAUAGACCCAAUGAUAAUGAU
Raphanus sativus (radish) is the source of this 1224-nucleotide messenger RNA. RefSeq names its product protein SMALL AUXIN UP-REGULATED RNA 51-like. The record is from RefSeq and is a predicted model, not a curated record. Gene Ontology annotation, biological process: response to auxin. NCBI's taxonomy places the organism in Eukaryota, Viridiplantae, Streptophyta, Magnoliopsida, Brassicales, Brassicaceae. The coding region runs from base 700 to 1026 and encodes 108 amino acids. The transcript has a single exon.